Molecule: messenger RNA, 690 nt
Organism: Aspergillus udagawae
Lineage: Eukaryota; Fungi; Ascomycota; Eurotiomycetes; Eurotiales; Aspergillaceae
Product: ankyrin repeat domain-containing protein
Exons: 1
Coding region: 1-690 (229 amino acids)
Molecular function (GO): protein binding
Source: RefSeq, a predicted model, not a curated record
AUGAACUCGGUACAGGAGAAAGCGAUACAGCAAGAGGCUGCGGAUGCAGCUCGAAGUGGCAAUGCAUCCAGACUCCGGGAUUGUCUAACCCGUGGCGCCAAUUUGUGGUAUGACUGUGUUUUCGGGUUCGGUCUGGAGAGUGGUGAUGUCGCAAUUUUCCAGACCACUCUUGAUUUUGGCGCGGACAUCAAUGAAGACAUGGGUCAUAACGGCACCCCCUUAAUCGCGGCCUUGCGAUAUAAUCAUCACGAACUCUUGGAAUUCCUCUUUUCAAAAGGCGUUGACCCCAACAAGGGACACUGGGGACACUGGCUACCUCCCCUGUCAGUGGCUGUGCGGUUCACAAAAGAUGUCAAAUGGGUACAGCGUCUGUUGGAGGCCGGUGCUAAGGUUAAGGAAUCUGGCGCCCUGCACUUUGCUGCGUUUCAGAGUGACCUGGCAAGGAUGAAGCUCCUCCUGGAUUAUGGGGCAGAUGUUAAUGAGAUUCCACCCUUUCCUCUUUAUGGUGCUAAGCCUUCUAUCAUCCAUACAAAGAAAGGAACACCUGUCCAUUGGGCCAUUGCAGGCGAACAUCUUGGGGCUGUGCGACUCCUAUGCCGGUAUGAACCAGACCUCACCAUCCAGGAUGAAGAUGGCGCUACUGUCAUGGACUGUUUGGAUUCUUUCAUUGCGAAGCGGGCUGCAGCCUGA